AUGGGCUCUGGCACCGGCGCAGCGGCGUUCAGCUCGUUCUCGAGCCCGGCUCCGUCGCAUCCAGGCACCCCAGGCCCAACUGGAAGUGCAGGCGCGAAUAGUACUCUCAAUGCACCGGCGUCGGCGUCCGGCUUUAUGGCGGGCAGCGCUGGAUCUGCUGCUGCUGCUGCUGCUGCUGCUGCUGUCGGCCCCGCUUCGUUGACCGGCGCGUCGGGGCCGGCGUCCUCGUCGUCAUCCAGCGCGUCCAAUCAGACGGCCAAUCAAGCACUUAGGAAGCGGUACGCACAAUGGGGAAGCGGCACGGCGCCCGAUGGCUUGGCUGCGCCAGACGCCUCAACGGCGUCCACCGACAAGUUUGGCUCAACGUUCGGAUUUACGUCCCAACUGCUCGCCGAGAUGCUCUCGCCCAAGAAUGCAUUGUGCGACCAGCCGUUCGAGCUCAAGAUAAACGACUUGCUAUACGAGGACUUUAUCAGUGCUGAAGAGUUGGGUGAGGAGGACGAGGACUUCAAGUCGCAUCAGCGCCCGUCCCCCGUGAUGCAGCUCUUCCACCUGGUCUUUGUCUUCCAAGCUGGGCUUUGCACAAGCAUCUUCCGGGACUAUCAGACCCUUGUCUCACACUUGACUGCGGCCUUCCGUCAUGAGGAGCUCAGGUGUGGCUUUCUGAGCGAGCAAGUGCAAAUUUUGAUUGACAUUCUCGAUUCCAACGCCAUCCUCCCCAGCGCUGGGGCAGCAGGCACUCCAGGGCCAGGUGCACCUGGACUCGACAUGCCUGCCGCUUCGUCGCAAGAUUGGCAGCACCAUGCUCCGACAACAGCACCCUCUUUCCCGGCGUUUGCCGAUGCGACCGGACCACCCCAGCCCUCAGUCCCAGCCAAGGCCCGCCCGCCCAUACCCAAGCUCGUGACUGCUGCCAGCUCCCCUGCAUUAUUCGCCACCUCGGCCAAUCGGGCAUCUUCUGCCAUGGCUGCUGCAAGUGGGAACAGCUCGCAGGUGUUGACGCAGCCUGCUGCGCAACAGCUGCCACCCACACUCAAUUUGAUUGAUGCUCGCGAGGCCAUCACGAACGAAAUCUUGCGGCGGUGCAAGCUGGCUCAGUAUGUGCAACACAUUUUCAACACACUAAGACCAGGGAGCUCUGCGGCGGGCGUUUCCAUCAAGGUCAAUGGCUGGAUUGAGGUGACCCUGCCCGUGAGACCCAUGAAUGAGCCAGACCUUCGCCUGACGCACAAAGACUAUCUUCGGCGGCAUCGCGAGCAACGACAACAGCAACAGCACAUGUACCACCAACAUGAGCCGCACACCAUCUUGAAUACCUACCGCGCGUACUCGUUCGGCGGCGCCGGGAGCUCGCACAGCAAUGGCGGGGUUGUGCCUGUUGCUGAAAUCCACAUUCCGAACGGCAAUACUUCAGUCACCGCGGCUAGUUCAGCACGCGAGUCCGCUCCGGACACUUCUUGAAAUGUCGCAGGAGGUCGGCAUUCCCCUCCAGCACAUCUUCCGCCUGUCCGCCCACCUCGUUCAUUGGCAGCGAGCCUCCGUCACCCACACACUCUCCCGAUCAAACGUGUAUAGUCUGUCGCCGUGUGCGUCUUUGGCCGUAAACUCCCAUUUGGUUUCCGAGUUUUCCAGCAACUUCAAGCAAGGGCCUUCUCUGCACAUGCUCUUGUCGCGGUUUUCGUACCCGCGACAACUUGGUGAUCACAUGGCGUCCAUCCCGCCUGAAAAGCAAACGGAA
This is a messenger RNA of Capsaspora owczarzaki ATCC 30864, 1738 nucleotides long. RefSeq lists its product as hypothetical. The coding region runs from base 1 to 1461 and encodes 486 amino acids. The transcript has 4 exons. Lineage: Eukaryota; Filasterea; Ministeriida; Capsasporidae. Gene Ontology annotation, cellular component: GATOR1 complex. The record is from RefSeq and is a predicted model, not a curated record. Gene Ontology annotation, biological process: cellular response to amino acid starvation; TORC1 signaling; negative regulation of TORC1 signaling.